This is a messenger RNA of Lactuca virosa, 450 nucleotides long. Lineage: Eukaryota; Viridiplantae; Streptophyta; Magnoliopsida; Asterales; Asteraceae. The record is from the annotation of a GenBank genome assembly.
AUGUUCACGGCCAGGUUGGAGCUUGAAAGUGGAAAAGCACUCCUUCGUUUGGCUCAUCUAUACGAGGUGGGGGAAGACAAAGAUUACUCUGUAAUGGCAAGUGUGGAGCUGAAGAAGCUGUUCCCAGAUAGGAAGGAAGGUAACAGAGAUGAAUAUGUCGGGCAAUCAACAAAGAGGCGAGAUGGAGAGGAAGAAGCUUGCUUGGAAAGUGAAAGUGAAGUUAGCCUUGGCUCAGGGGAAAAUGGGUUAUGGGUUAUGGGUUAUGGGUUCAUGUUUCUAAGCCUCCAGAGAAUGCAUAUGUUAAGCAAAUCUUUGAAAGAGUUUGUGAGUGAAGAUGCAGUUGUUCAGAGUGUGAAAUUGGUUGCUGAGAGUCUUGCAAGGCAUAUAUACGGUCAACAAGGGAAGAAGAUGGAAAUAUUUACAGAUAACACAAGUUUAAAGGAGAUGUAA